GAGCAUUUUGUGACUUAUUGAAUGACUAUGAUACCCGAUAUCAGCAUAUCAUAUGGGAUUUGCAGAUCACCAAGCUGCCCUGAAAUUCAACAUUGAUUACAAACCCUUUACUGAGCUCCACAAGCAGCACCAGGACAAGCUGGAGGACAUCACGGGCCGGUUUGAUGGCAUCAAGAUGACCCUCUCGGAGAAGGUGGAGACCUUGCGCAGCGAGUGUGACCGCCUGCGUGAUCGCGCCAAACACUGCGAAGAGGCCCUCCAGAGGGACUCUGACUUCAAAGUACAGUGCGCACUGGCCCCCUACCGCAGUCUGCCGCAGGAGAUAGAGAGUCUAAAGACUGUCCUGGAAAUGAAGAACGAGGAAAUCAACAAGCUACGCACCCACAAUAUUGAGCUGCAGAAUAAGCUUGAGGAGCUGCCCGUUGCUAGGGAACAGAUCAUCAGUCUGCGGCAGAAGAAGGAGAACUUGGAGGCCAUUAUUAGCAUGAAGACAGACCAUGAGAAAGUCCUUCAUGAGCGAUGCCCGAGUUUGAUGAAGAAGUACGACAAGGAAUCGCGAGCAAACAAGCGCCUGUCCAUGGAUUACGAGGAGCUGAUGUGGAAACUGUCCGAGUCAUUCACCGACCCUGACCUGGGAACCCUGGAGUUGUACCAGAAAAUGGGAAUGUCCCCCAACGGUGAUCUAACUUCACCCGGCCUUGGCAGAAAGUUGAGAACGCCGUCUAGUUCGGAAAGCAGUCCCUCCAAAAGUCCUGCCACCAGAAGGACUUUGUCCUUGAGUGCUGACGAUCGGGAUGAGAAAAAAAUGAAGAGACGUUCUGGAAAUUAUUUAAUAGACGAAAUGAAGCACAGGGCCACUAGUCCUCUUGCAAAGCAAAGUGUGUAAAACCCACUCACGAAGUCGUGGUCACCAGGUAGUGGUUCUCUGUCAAGUUCGCCAACGCGCUCGAAUGGUCGUAAUUGCACUGCCAUGUCCCAGUCCUGGUGUGUUGAAAUGGAAAAGGAUGAGAACCAAUCGCAAGCAGUAGUCAGCAAGAUUCCUCGGAGCAAAUCCAACACAGAUAAACAAUCGCAUGGGAAGUCAGUUUCUCCAGAAGUAAGUGAUAGAUUGAGAACUGAACAAGUUUCUAUUUUGAAAAUGGAAACGGAUAAUUCCAAUUCCAACAGCGUAAACGGCGAUGUCCAGACGUCCGUUGAGUCUGAACUUGUCACGUGCAAGAGUGGAGAAUCACCACAAAAAACAGAGCCAAAGGCUGUCCCAGAAAUAGUGCCAUUUUCGGAAAGUGACCAUGUGUUCAACGAAAAUUUCUGUGUGAUGAAUAAUAAACAUGCCAAUACUGAUUCUGAUACAAAUUACUCUACCUCUUCCAUUACUUCUGUCGACACACUUCGAUCUGAAACUCUUUCCUGCCCAUCUUCAAAACUGCCAGUAAACAUUGAAGAAGAAAAUGACACAGGAUCAGCAAGACGUAGAGGUCACACAGAAAAAACUGUAUGAUCUUUUUUGUAUUGAACAAACUUUUCGUUUAAGUAGUUACAGUGUUUGUGUUGAAAAGCAAUUACUGCAAAACCAUUUUUAUUUGUAAGCAUAAAAUGUUGCGGGGGAUUUUUCCCCAGACUCACAAUUUCGUUGCCAUGUCAAUUCUAAGAUAUCUGAUUAAAAAAACAACAACUUUGGAAUGUUUGUCGGUCAGUCAUGUGUACAAGUGUAUGUAAUGCAUGUCUAAGAUCAUUCCUAGUGGGCAGGUGGGGGGGGGGGGCGGUCACUUUGGUGUGCAGGCCUUGAAUAUCACUUGCCAAUUAACUUGUCCAUUGUUAUGAGGUGAUAGUCAAAACAUCUCUGUUUUUUACGUGCUAAUAAACUCCCCAAUUGAUAAAAUGAUAGUGAACAGAUAAGCAGGACUGAAUCAAUAUUACUGACUGUUAGUAGCGUAGAAGUCAAUUUUAAAUGGGUCUGAUUGAAUUAAUCAUGGCCAAAGUGAGGAAAUUCUUACCUCUAUCCAUGUCAAUUAUAGAAGGUUCGAAGAGUAUUGAUUUAUAAUUAAUGUUAUCAAAUUAUUUUGCUUAGUUUUCAAUUAAGCUUUAUUAUACCCCCACAAACGAAGUUUAGGGGGGUAUAUAGAAGUGAACCUGUCGGUCGGUCUGUCUGUCGGUCGGUAUUAAGUGUCCGCUCUCUAAUUCAAGUAGUUUUCAUCCGAUCUUCACCAAACUUGGUCAGAAUUUGUAUCUACAUGAUUUCUAGGCCAAGUUCGAACAUGGGCCUUGCCGGGUCAAAAACUAGGUCACGGGGUCACUUAGUGCGUUUUAAACGUUCAGCAUGUUGUCCGCUCUCUUAUUCAAGUAGUUUUCAUCCGAUCUUCAACAAACUUGGUCAGAAGUUGUAUCUAGAUGAUCUUAAGGCCAAGUUCAAACAUGGGCCUUGCCGGGUCAAAAACUUGGUUACGGGGUCACUUAGUGCUUUUUAAACAUCACAAUGUUGUCCGCUCUCUAAUUCAAGUAGCUUUCAUCCAAUCUUCACCAAACUUGGUCAGAAGUUGUAUCUAGAUGAUGACUAGGUCAAGUUUGAAUAUGGGUCAUGCCGGGUCAAAAACUGGGUCACGGGGUAUCUUAGUGCGUUUUAAACCUCACCAUGUUGUCCGCUCUCUAAUUCAAGUAGUUUUCAUCCAAUCCUCACCAAACUUGGUCACAAGUUUUAUCUAAAUGAUCUCUAUGACACAUUUGAACAUGGGCCAUUCCGGGCCUAAAACUAGGUCACGGGGUCACCAAGUGCGUUUUUUAACAUUCAGCAUGGUGUCCGCUCUCUAAUUCAAGUAGUUUACAUCCGAUCUUCACCAAACUUGGUCAGAAGUUUUAUGGAGAUGAUCUAAAGGCCAAGUUAGAACAUGGGCCUUUCUGGGUCAAAAACUAGGUCAAGGGGUCACUAAGUGCGUUUUAAAAAUUGAGCAUGGUGUCCGCUGUUUUUUUGUGAAGGCGACAUGCAAAAUAUUAUGUGUCAAUGCGGCAUGUGGAGGUAUUUGUCACGUCUGUGACAAAGCUCUAGUUUCAGAUGAAUGAAUGCAUAAAACUGUUUCAUUCAGGUGAUUAUCACACAUUGUCAUCUUACAAUUGCAUAUUUGUCUCCUGCUGCUGAAACCGGAGGGGAAUUAUGGUGUGCGCUCUGUCUUUCUGUCAGUCAGACACACUUUUCUGGAUCCUGCGAUAACUUUAAGUUAUUCAUAUUUUUUCAUGAAACUUGUAACCUGGAUAGAGAUUAUGCACAUCAUUUCAUUUUGUUCCUACGUCAAGAAUUAUGGUUGCUAUGGCAACAAAUAUAUAUAAAAAAAAAUAUAUAAAAUUUUUACUGACAAUGGGGAGUUUCACUGGUAGGGGACAAUAUUGCUUGGCAAUCGCUUGUUUGUUUUUGUUUCCCUGUGAUUAUAAUACAUUAGGAAGUUGAACCUCCACAUUUUUAGCUCGGCUGUUUUCGGAGAAAACCCGAGGUAUUGUCUUAGCCAGCUCGUCGUCCGCGUCAUGCUAAAACCUUAACAUUUUGUUGAACAUUGGCUCUCAAAUCAAAGUGCUUCAACCUACAAUUUUAAAACUUUAUAUGUAGCUGCACCUUGAUUAGUUCUACAUGCCACACCUAUUUUUGGGUCACUAGGGCAAAGGUCAAGGUCACUGUGACCUCUAAAAAAAAUCUGAAAAGCUUUAAUUUAUUCAAAACUGCACCCGCAGCCAAGCGUGGCACCCGUUCUGCGGUGCUCUUGUUUUAUUUGGCUUCAUAACUUAUUAUUGAUUGUCAGCAUAACUACUGACCAGACUGCAGGAGUGUGCAGGCAUGUUCACAUGAUACCCCUCAUAUAACCUUUGAUUACUUAUCAAACUUAGAUGUUCAUGAUGAUUGGUGAUUUUUUUGAUUUUUUUCCAUAUAUGCACAAACAAUUACUUUAAUAUUUAUUCUAGCACAUACUCCCAAUCACCAAAGUGAAGUGUUUUUAUGUCUUCCACCACUAUAGUGGGGGACAUAUUGUUUUUGCCCUGUCCGUUGGUUUGUUUGUGUGUUUGCGUCAAACUUUAACAUUUGCUAUAACUUUUGCAAUAUUGAAGAUAGCAACUUGAUAUUUGGCAUGCAUGUGUAUCUCAUGGAGGUGCACAUUUUGAGUGGUGAAAGGGCAAGGUCAUCCUUCAAGGUCAAAGGUCAAAUAUAUGGGGACAAAGUGUUUCACAAACACAUCGCUUGUUUUAUAAUACAUCACAGACCCAAAUUAUAUUCAAAGUUUAGAUAUGGGACCUGCAAAUUGCUUUAUGUCAUUAGAUAAUGUUCAAAAUAUAUAUAUCAAUCAUAAGUAGUGCCCCCCCCCCCCCCCAACAAAAAAAGAGUAUGAUUUACAAUUUUGAAGUUACGACAAGUCCCAUCUACAUUAGAUUCACAGAAACUUGUAGUUAAAAGUUGUAGCCGGCAAAAAUCCCUGCUUGAUACUUGUUCUGGAGGAGUUAACAUGAAAAAUUAUUCAAAUUGUCAUUUUCAAUGGGACCAAUAUGUAAAUUGUGUUAUUUCUCUUUAAUAUAUGUAUUAAUAUGUAUGUGGCAUGUUUCAUUAUUGUUGAAAUAUAUAUUGUACCUAACAGAUGUAAUUAAGGUUAAAAUUCCUGUGAUGUUUAUAGGUUUGUUUUAGUCGAGCGGUAAGUGUGAGUUUACUUUACAAAACUUUAUGAAUUACCUGGAAAACUGUGUAUAAGGAUAACAGGUCUAGGAUACAAGUGUCUACAGUCAUUUGUUAAGUUAUUUGCCACUUUGAUUUAAAUAUAAACAAGUGGGAAUUGAAAUCCUAACAUCAUUUUGUAUUAAAUCCUGUUUAUGAAAAUCUUCUAUUUCUAUUGUUAAAUAUUUGUUAUGCGUAGUUAACUAUAAUAGAUGGUUUGGUAUUUCAUGUGAAUGUUUCAUCUGUGCUGUCAGUGUCUGGAUUGAAUAUGCCUUAAUUAUUCACAUCCAUGAGUGCUUUUGUGUUCCAGUCAAUUGUGCAUUUUGAUUUAUGAUCUUUGUUGUUUCAAACUACAAAUUGAAUAUGGUUAUACAAUUUCUAGUUUAAAUUAUUUAUAUUUUGAAGUUUGUGAUCGAUGGCAUUUGUAUUGUUUAACUUGAAAAUGUAUUUAAAUGCCCUGUAAAAUACUAUAUAUAUGCAAAUGAGUGUGUUCAGUUAUUUUCCAUCGUAAUUGUACCUGUAAAUAUUUAAUGAAGGAAUAUUAGUUGGAACUGCC
This is a messenger RNA of Dreissena polymorpha, 5237 nucleotides long. Its product is annotated as microtubule-associated tumor suppressor candidate 2 homolog. NCBI's taxonomy places the organism in Eukaryota, Metazoa, Mollusca, Bivalvia, Myida, Dreissenidae. The transcript is spliced from 5 exons. The coding region runs from base 53 to 886 and encodes 277 amino acids. Gene Ontology annotation, molecular function: microtubule binding. The record is from RefSeq and is a predicted model, not a curated record. Gene Ontology annotation, cellular component: nucleus; cytoplasm.